Racocetra fulgida is the source of this 2952-nucleotide messenger RNA. The record is from the annotation of a GenBank genome assembly. Lineage: Eukaryota; Fungi; Glomeromycota; Glomeromycetes; Diversisporales; Gigasporaceae.
AUGGAAGACAUUGAAAGUAAUCCUGAUAUAAUAGAAGCUGACCUGGAUAUAACUCCUGUAAUGUCUACAGAUUAUCAAAUUGAAGUGGAUGAAUCGAAAGAUAAAGUGGGUGAAUUACCAAUGAAUAAGAAUAAGAAUAAAUAUGUCACACAUAAUUACUCGGAAAACCCAAACUCUCCAAUAAUAUUUGAAAAGUUAACUGACUCAGUUACGUCUCUUGAUAAGAUGCCAAAAGAUGAACGUUCAUCUAUUGAUAUUAAAUCGGAAUCUAAUAUUAUAAAAGACUUUACUAUAAUAGCUUAUUCGCCUGGAAAUAAAUUUAUUGCUGGUUGGUGUAAUGAUGAUGGAAUUUUGGCGGUUUGGUCUUUAGUAAAUGACAAUGGUAAUAACGAUGGUAAUGUUAGUGAUUCUCGUCCAAUGUUUAUUGAAAAGACUAGUUUCAAUAAAUCAAAUACUCAAGAUUCUGAAAUUUUUCUCUCGGUUUCUGAGGAUGGAAAUUUUGUUGCCAUCUCAAGAAUGAAAAUUAUUUCUGUUACUGAUACAGAAUCACCAGACAUGGAUUCCGAACGAAACUUGGGUUUAAAUAUGCCAGAAGAAACUGUAAAAUUAAUGUCAACUCCCCAAACAUCUUUUACUGUUUACUCAACUUCUCCAAAUUCCCCUCGUAAUUAUACUGGCUUAAUUGAUCUUGAAACUAUUGAAAUAUUAGGUCCUUUAAUAUUUAUUCAUGAUUCAAGAUUUGUUAUUUUUACCAGACAUAAUUUAUACAUAUUUUCCACAAUACUUGGAAUACCUAUUUAUAGUGUUUACUUGGGUUUAUUAAUUAAAUCCGUUCCUGGAUAUAAUCAUGAUGAUAAUUUAUUUUUAAUAGAUUGUUACAAAUUGCUUUCAACUAGUUUAAAAACUGGCUUGGGUUACAUGCUUUGGCAAGAAAAAGAUGGUCUAAGUGUUUGGGAUUUGAAUGGUGUGUUAAAACAAUGGUUUUAUGUGGAUCCAAAAAACUCUUCACCUAAAGAUAGUCUAAAUGCCAUUUCUGAAUCUGGUGAAUUGGUGGCAAGACUAGAAAUUGACACGCCAAAGACAGUAUUCUUUAUUGCAUUCUUGAGUAAACGUGAUCACAUCGUUGUUUGUUCAACGAAUGGUGACAAUGUUAGAGUUCAAUUGUGGGCUUGUUGGAGUGGAAAAUUGAUUAAAGAAGACGACCAUCCAUACAUUGAUAAAGAUCAACCUCUCAUUUUUGCCGAUGAUCAAUUUGUCCACGCGACUGGAAAUAAAAUUGUAAAAUAUCCUUUGUUUCCUGAUAAAACUGAGAAAAAUUAUCGAAUAACCAUCAAACAAUUAUCUUGUGGACAACAAUGUUCUCCUGUAAGCAAAAGGUUUGACUUAGAUUCAUUGCUCGACUCAAGUUUAGGACAUCCCGUAUGUUCGAUUUUAAUUCAUAAAAAAGAAAAAGUAUAUUGUAGAUUUAAAUUUGAACCUUGGAGGAAGUGGAUAUCACCUAAUCUAUUUAUGCAAUGGUUGGAUGAAGAUGGAAAUCGAUUUUUAUUGGCAGGAAAUGAUAGCAUUCAGAUAUACAAAACAAAACCGAAAGGUCAAAUUCUGAAAGUUGAAUUACAAUAUAUAUGGACGGUUCCAUAUUAUAAAGAAGCUGAUAUCAAAUACAUGUCCUUGGAAAUUUUGGAACCUCUGCAAGAUGAUGUAAAUGAUGAUCAUGAGCCAUCAUAUCGUCUUAAAGUGCAACUUACAAAUUCUGAGACAAUAAUUAUUUCACUUCCAAAGGCAAAUGAUAAGUUUACAUAUCAAAUUUUAAUAGAUGCGUGCAUGUCCGCAAAUCUUAUGCGUCUUCUUUUUGGUGAAGAUCCAUCAUACGUCUCGCGUUUUGAUAUUCAUGCUCAAUUAAAAAAAUUAAUUCAAAAUUCAAUCGAUAAAUUUCCAUCAGCAUUUAAUAAAAUAUCUUUGGGUGAUGGUCAAUACAUAUAUCCCAUGGAAGACUUUAUAUUAUUUGAAUGGGAUGACAUAGUCAAAGCAAUUUUAAACAACGAAAAAUAUAUUCCAUUAUUUCAUAAUGACGAACAAACUGAAAGUGCUUUAGCUUUGUUGAUUGAACUUCAAAAAUCUGACCUUCUUGAUCAGUUGAUUUCUUAUAUAAUACGUCACGUACGUGAUCGUUAUACACCACCGAAUAGUAACCAUAGUAACUCGAGACCGUCAUCAGUCAUUUCAGUGCAAGAUAUUUCAAUAGCGAGAAUUCAACAACCCGGAUUCGCAUGGACAGUCGGAGCUGCGUUAUUAGAUUUAUAUCGAUAUUAUCCGGAUAAAGGUUCUAAAAUAUUGAGAGAAUGGAGCCAUCUUACAACUUCUUUGGAGACACCCACUCGAAUUUUACGAACGAAUUUAGGGAAUCCAUUGAAAACUGAAGAAAGGAGCUUUCAUCCAGAGUUAAAAACUGUCUCUCGAAAUGCACAUCUACCAAAAGAGAUUUCAGUUCAUCAAUCAAUAUGGAAAUUGAUUGUUUCCAAACUUUUUUGUAAUAUAUUCCAUAAAAGAAAUGAUACUAUUAUCUCCACAACCACAACCACUACUGCUACUUUUGCACCAUCUGAUAGAUUCAAUGCUGGUUCAUCAGUGUUCACUAUAAAUGUUAUUAGUGACGAUAAAAAAGAUUUUCAACAAAUUCAUGUGCAUCGAAAACGUCAACGUCGACAACGAUUAAGCACUGUUCAGAAAUCUCACCCGGCAAAACUUUGCGUCGUUCCAUUGCCAGAUUUUUGUGUCUAUCCUGCACCUCCAGAGAUUAAUAAGAAUGCUUCUAUUCAAGAAUACAUAAAAAAACUUUGGGCAACAUACGUUUCGCCUAAGAGACUUAGUCCUUAUGCUGAAGCCGCAAUACACGGACCGUUAGAAAUGUUUAGUGAGGUUUCUAUGGAGGCCAUUAUCAAAUUCAAAUGGUAA